This is a messenger RNA of Toxotes jaculatrix (banded archerfish), 3896 nucleotides long. It is a transcript of the gene shisa7b, whose product is annotated as shisa family member 7. NCBI's taxonomy places the organism in Eukaryota, Metazoa, Chordata, Actinopteri, Toxotidae. Gene Ontology annotation, biological process: regulation of AMPA receptor activity; regulation of short-term neuronal synaptic plasticity. The transcript has 7 exons. Bases 1 to 1995 code for a protein of 664 amino acids. Gene Ontology annotation, cellular component: postsynaptic membrane; postsynaptic density; dendritic spine membrane. The record is from RefSeq and is a predicted model, not a curated record.
AUGAGAUCUGCAGUUUCGAGAGGGAUGUUUUGCUCGUCCCUUGCUGUCCUGCUCUUCUCCUGCCUCACUGUUUCCACGGUAACCAUCACCACAGAGCGACGCGCUGUUGAUGGCGAUGUCAGGACUCUGACCAGCAGCAGUGGCUCCACUGCAGCUGGUAAAACAGGCACCACCUUGUUCCUCCUGACUGGCUACAAGCCACCACUGCCACCGCCGCCCGCCGGACGCAAGGUGGCACCAAAAGCAGCCGAGGUGGAGGACGGGGAUGAUCCAACAGUUAUGGCCGAACUCCCUCCGAAGCCCCUCCCUCAGACCAUGUUGCCAAGGAACAUGACGGCCGACGCCCUGAAGCCUCCACUCGGAGCGGCCCAGGUGGCUCCACCUCCCAGACAGCUGGUGGAUGUGGACGUGUGCAGGGGUUACUUCGACGUUAUGGGGCACUUUGACAGCACGUUCAACUGCUCCAAGGGCAGCUACAUCUACUGCUGUGGUACCUGCCACUACCGCUUCUGCUGCGAGCACCAGAGGAACCGGCUGGACCAGGAGUCCUGCACCAAUUACAAGUCCCCCGUCUGGGCCGACCCACAGGUCCCCGUCACUGUGCCCGCGGGCAACAAGCCUGACCCAGACUUCGAGACGCUUCAGCAGCAGAACAGCAGUACGGCCUAUGUGAUCGGAGGGGUGAUCUCCUUCACGCUGGUGGUGGCUGUGGGCGUCAGGAUUGCCUUCAGCAAGGUGGCGCGUCGGCCUCGAAACAGAGACAUUAACAUGCCAAGAUCACUGGUGGAUAUCUUGCGUCACCAGUCGAGCCCUGUGCAGCAGGGAGAGAGGAACAACACCACAGUGCUGACCACCACCACCUCAGACGGACGCACAUCCAAAAACCUCUACACCCCCAUCCUGCAGAGCAAAGACAACCGCAAGCGUGGACCCCGUAUGAACAACACCCCCCAGCUCUCCUCUGGUCCCAAAUUGCUUUCAGGUAGCGGUAAAGGUCCUGGCGGCGUUGGCGGUGGCAGCAUUAUCGGAGGCGGCAUGAGACACAACAGCAGCCACCCAUCCUUCUCCCACUCCUUCCACAACCUGGCCCAGCUGCCACCGUCCUACGAGGCCACCAUGAAACCCGAGAUCAGCCGCUACAGCUCUCUGAAGAGGCUGGAGAAAGAGCUCGAUGAGUACUCUAGCUACUACACCAAACGUCGCUCCAACAACGCUCCGCCAUCCUUCCAUUCAUCUCAGCACCACCUUCCCUGGGGAGGUGACUACACGCUGGGAUCUAGGGGCACGCUGCCCCUCAACGGCUCCCGGCCCCGUCUCCACAUCCCCGCCUCUACCCCGAACCCCUAUCCGCUGCCCACCCAGACGCACUACACCAGCUCCACCUUCGACAGGCCACCUCGGCGCGUCCGCUCCCAGGACCAGCUGCUGGCACUUGGGGAGGGCAACACGCUGUCCCGCCUGUCCAAGAACCAGCAACACCAGUACUACAAAGCCAUGAUGAGCACCAGCAGGAGCUCCAACUCGCAGACACUCCGCAGGUCCCAUGAGAGGCUCCUGGUCUCACCUGACCGUCUGGAGGACCGGCUGAUCGCGAUGGGGCUGAUGGUAGGAGGAGGUGACAGAGGAGGAGGAAGUGGGAUGGUGCCCACCAUGGGCCGGCUCAGCCACCACCAGAAAGCCCAGUCACAGCAGAACAUCUGCGUCACUCCAUCCAUGGACCGCCACCACAUGAUCAAGAUGAACUCCCACCCCACAUCAGGCCACGACCAUGACCGCAGCUCUGCCGCCAUGCCUGGAAUGGGCAUGCACAGUGGCUGGGACCCCCAUGGGGGCCACAGCGGAGGCGGAGGUGGACCGGUCGGAGGCCACCCCAACGCCCGACGGAUGGCUUUCGCCAGCAAGAGGCAGAACACCAUCGAACAGCUGCACUUCAUCCCCGGAGGAGGAGGAGGGCAGGGACUGCGGACUGGGAGUAAGAACGAGGUGACAGUGUGAGAGAAGGAGGAAGAGAGGAAGAGAAAGAGUGAGGGAAGAGAGGUGAAGGCUGUAAAGUUGUAAAGAAGCUGAAGAUGGGAUGAGGAAAGGAAAGAUGAAGCAGAGAGAUGAGCAGGGAGAGGCGAGGUAACUGAAAAAGAAAUGAGGAAGAGGUUUGAUCUCUGCUGGCUGCCUCACAGGACUGCUCUGUGUCCUGAAAACGAGCAGCAAACAGCCCCCCCGCCCCUUCAUAAAACAUAAAGUGGUGGUUAAAAACAAUCUCUUAGUCAGUAUAGCCAAUUGAUUUUCUCCUUGUCACUUUGUGUGUUGAAAAAGAGAAUACUCAGCCAUUCUUUCUAAAGGGAAGACAGAAAUGUCCACUUAAAAAGAGCAAAAAAUAUCGUAUGAGUGCAGUUUGAAGGCUGCUGGGUAUUCGCUGUGACUUUUAUUGAAGGAUACCUGCUAAGUCUCAUUUGUUGACUUAUCCUUGAGUUUUAUUGCACUGUCCUCUGAGUCCUCGAGUGCUCCGACAGAGAUUCAUCUGUCUUUGAAUCCACUGUGGAUGAUAGAGAGCGCUGAGGCAGAGACUGACAGGUUUGCUUGUCUUUGUAUUUAUAAAAGUAUUUAAGACCAAACAAGUUGCUUUUAUAUGAAAUUAACCUGAUGAUAAUGAUAGUAUUAACAUUACUGAGCCCUGUAGGACUUUGUGUAUAUUUGGUUGAAAACAUAUUUAUCCUUAAGCCAAAGGCUGGACGUGAUUUGUUGUGAUUGGACUAUCAUGAAAGUAAAACUGCUAAAAUAAUCCAGCCAAGCACAGUUAGCUGUCACCUGAUUGCUUUAUGGCGUGAUUCACUAUAGGUACAAAAAAGGUACAAAAACUAAACCUAUGUCAACACAACCUGCUGCCAUAAAGGCCCAGUCACACCAUGAUUUAAACGCUAAAAUGCUGUGGCAAAAUUAAUUCAUUUCAGUGAAAUUUUUGCAGUGCUCAGAGAGCUAGGGGGAGUCUAAAAUGGAGGAAGCUAUCGUAGCUAAUUAGUGGCAUGUUGCGCCAUUCACUUUUAUUUUACCUUGUCUGUUGGAGUAUAAACCUCUCAACAGAAGAGGCAGGGUUUUUAGACAAUUAUGAGACACAAAUACCUCUUUUUAAGAAACUGUGAACUUGUCGAAUUUGUGAAAUUGUCGCAACCAAGAUAAGAAGCUGACAGCUAGCUGUCAGUUGUCUGUUAGCUUUUUACGCCUUUUUUUCCCUCUUCUGUUACUCUAUUGGAUGAAAUUCUGUACAAUCCUAACAACAAGAUGCCAGAGGAGAAUAAAAGGACAUUGAGAAAACAGGAGUAUUGUAGGAGUAUUGACCAGUGCUGUGUCGCAGCUGGCGAACAUUUUAUUGGUUAGCUUGCCAGCUACUGUAAUUCAGCAACAAACCGUGUCAGGAGUCACUACUUCCUCAAGCUUUUUAAAUCCAGAUAUUUCACAAAGACAUGGAUGAAUUUUGCUGUGUCUCUUUCUGGUGUGACCGGGCCUUAAAAGCCACUAAAAUCCACAUUGCAGUCUGAUUUUAGCUAACUUAAAGCCUUUGUAUAGUGAACACUAGUGGGUGUAUAUCAUCUAUGAAACAUUGUGCUGUGACCCUUUGCGUAAUAAUUAGUCCGAUUUUUUUUCUUUUAAUUAGAAGAUUCAAGCUUGUGCAGACUCUGUAUGGGUCAGACAUUUUAAUAUGGACCCUGGCAAAGCAAACAUCUCUCAACACUGUUUUAAACUUUUCAUUGUGACUUUGUAGAGAGUCGUAGAGGUUACUUUUUGCAACUGACUGCUAUUAAGCAAACCCUCUCGUAUGUCUACGACACCACAUGUUACCUGCGAGUUCAGCUGCUAACCUCGUAUGAAGGGAAGGGGGGGACAGACGGGUUCGAGGCCGGGGA